AGACCAAAUAUAAUUCCCUGAGCUAUACAGUAGGACCUUGCUGUUCCCUUGAAACCAAAUUAAUCUUUCUACAUCUCAGUUCCUUUUUUUAGUAAAGUGUUAAUGAAGAUCAAAUAAGAGAACACAUGCGAAGAGGUGGUAAAUUAUGAGGCACUGAAAAAACAAAGGUUACCUAUUUUGUUUUUGUACUGAGGCACAUACACGUGUAUUCUUCUAACCCAGUGGUUUUUAACCAGGCGCAGUUUUGCUCCCCCAGGGGCUAUCUGUCAAUGUCUAUACAUUUUUUGUCACAGCUGGAUGGGGGUGCUGUUGGUAUCUAGUGGGUGGAGACCAGGGAUGCUGCUAAACAUCCCACACUGCACAGGACAAUAAAAAAUUAUUUAGUCCAAAAUGUCAAUAGUGGCGAAGUUGAGAAACCUUGAUAUAGCCUAUUUAUACAGCCUUUAAUCAGGCUAAAUUGCCUCACUGGGCAGCAUCUCCCAGGGGCGGCUCCCCCAUCCCCAGGUAAGACAGGAGGAAGUGACAAGGAUCCCAGGACUGCUUUUACCUUCCUCCUUUCCCCAGUGCUCCUCUCUCGUCUCUCAGCACACCCUGCCUGCCCAUCCUACUUGAGACGCUAACCCAGAGGAAGGGCAGGAAGCCAGCCCUACAGCAUAAAAGGGCUAAAAGCAUGGAUUGACUGGGAAAUGGACCGAUCGUCUGCCAAGAGCUUCAGCCUAGCUGCCUAGAGAGAGGGAAGUUUUCUCAAAGUGAGCGCCAGAACAGCAUUCCACGCCAAACCAAGACAAAGACUAGAUUCCAAAGGCGCAAAGUUAAAGAAAAUCUGAUUUGCUGACGCUAGCUUUGCAUUUUAAAGGUGGAAGGAGGAGAAAGAAGAAGGGAAGGGUUGGUUCUGGUCAGCCCCACCCCUCGCGCUGCCCAGAGUCCAGCCGACCCUUGAGGUGCCGGCCGAGGCAGCGCCACGGCUCCGGGAUUCUGCUCUGGGGAUCCGCAGGGAACACGGGACCGCGCCGUGUCGCCUGGGGCAGCAGAAGGGCCCAGCCCGGGAGCAAGGAACAUGUUAGCUGUGCACUUCGACAAGCCAGGAGGACCAGAAAACCUUCACUUGAAGGAAGUGGCCAAGCCAAGCCCAGGGGAGGGUGAAGUCCUCCUGAAGGUGGUAGCCAGCGCCCUGAACCGGGCGGACUUACUCCAGAGACAAGGCCACUAUGCCCCACCCCCAGGAGCCUGCAACAUUUUGGGACUUGAGGCAUCUGGACACGUGGUGGAGCUGGGUCCUGGCUGCCAGGGACACUGGAAGAUUGGUGACCCAGCCAUGGUUCUGCUGCCUGGUGGGGGCCAGGCUCAGUAUGUCACUGUCCCUGAAGGGUUCCUCAUGCCCAUCCCGGCAGGACUGACCAUGCUCCAGGCUGCAGCCAUUCCAGAGGCCUGGCUCACUGCCUUCCAGCUGUUACAUCUCUUGGGAAAUGUUCAGGCUGGAGACUCUGUGCUAAUCCAUGCAGGAUCAAGUGGUGUAGGCACAGCUGCCAUCCAACUUGCCCGGAUGGCUGGAGCGAUUCCUCUAGUCACAGCUGGCUCUCAGCACAAGCUUCAAAUGGCAGAAAAGCUCGGAGCAGCUGCCGGAUUCAAUUACAAAGAAGAAGAUUUUUCUGAAGCAACACUGAAAUUCACCAAAGGUGCUGGAGUCAACCUUAUUCUAGACUGCAUAGGCGGCUCCUACUGGGAGAAAAAUGUCAACUGCCUGGCUCUUGAUGGUCGCUGGGUUCUCUACGGUCUGAUGGGAGGAGCUGACGUCAGUGGGCCUCUGUUUUCAAAGCUACUUUUCAAACGAGGAAGUCUGAUCACCAGUUUGUUAAGGUCUAGGGACAAAAAGUACAAGCAGAUGCUGGUGAAGAGCUUCACAGAGCAAAUUCUGCCCCACUUCUCCAUGGAGAGCCCUCACCGUUUAGUGCCGGUUCUGGACAGAGUCUAUGCCAUGACUGAAAUUCAAGCGGCCCAUGUGUAUAUGGAGACUAACAGGAACAUGGGCAAAAUCGUCCUGGAGCUGCCCCAAUGAAGGAUGAGGGAGGGGGCAGUAGAGGACGUGGCUCCCUCAGGUCUUCCAAGAGCAAACUUCAAGAAAAUUCACUGUACAGUCAGGCCACUGGGUGCUAUUCCAGGCUGGGCUGUAACCUCCUGUUCCUUCCCCAGCCUUCUCUAACGAUCCUUGUAAAACUGGUCUAGGAAAUAAAGAGUGGAAUUGAAGAGUG
Messenger RNA from Sus scrofa (pig), 2249 nucleotides. It is a transcript of the gene TP53I3, whose product is annotated as tumor protein p53 inducible protein 3. The record is from RefSeq and is a predicted model, not a curated record. Lineage: Eukaryota; Metazoa; Chordata; Mammalia; Artiodactyla; Suidae. Gene Ontology annotation, molecular function: NADPH binding; quinone binding; quinone reductase (NADPH) activity.